AGAAAGGAGGGGGGGGAACCACAGAAGGCAAGGACAGGGGAAUUGAGAAAAGCCAACAGCAACAGAAUCCAGGCAGACAUCUGGCAGAAUGUCAAGGCGUGGAAAGCACAGCUGGAUUUUGUAAAUGCCCGAGAAAAUUAAUACCAUACCCAGAAGGGCGGUGGGGUGGAGUGGAGGUUGUUUUUGGAACUCGGGGCCAGCAAAAACUCGCUCGAUUUACACUGUUACAUCAAAAGGGGCUUGGGAGAGUCUUGCAGGGAGGGGAAAGUGUUGUUCUGAGUGCUUGUCUGCCAUGUAGACAUUGAGCAGCGAAGUGUUGGGGAGAGGAAAGCGGUUUGGGGCAGUGGGAUGGAGAGAGAGAAGGUGAGGAGUUAAAAAAAUGUGUAGCUGGGAGUAGCAGGAUCACUGCAUGUUGGUUGGGCUGUAAACUGCUGAGAUCAUAAGUGUUUUCAAGCGAGGAAGGAGACAGCAGGGAAGAGGAGGCUACAGAAAGUUGGAUUUUGGGGUGAGAGGGAGGAAGAGGGAGGCAUGGAGCACACAACCAAAUUCCUCGUGGGUCUGCUGUUGCUGUUGCAAGAGUCUGUUGUUCAUCCCUAUUCAGUUCCAGCAGACGCCUCUAAUCCCGAAAGCGUGGUUGUGUCUGUGCUGAACAUCACCGCCAAGGCAGGCUCUCGAACUGUCCUCUCUUGCAAGAGCUACAGGAUGGUGUGGACCCAGGACCGCCUGAAUGACCGCCAGCGCGUGGUCCAUUGGGACCUGUACAGAAACCAGUAUGGAGACUACAACGCUGAGCGACUGUGUGACAUGUAUUCGGCUGGAGACCAGCGAGUCUACAGCGUCUAUAACCAAGGGAGGAUCUUCAUGCCCGAAAAUGCGUUUGUGGAUGGCAACUUCUCAUUGGUGGUCAAAGACAUUGAUGAGAGCGACCAAGGCGUGUACUCUUGCAACCUCCACCACCAUUAUUGCCAUCUGUACGAAACGGUAAAGGUACAACUCGAUGUCACCAAAAAAGCUCGAGAAGUGCAGAGGUACUGGGAUGGGGAGAAGGUGGUGAUUGUGGCCCUGAAGGAGAGCACCGUGGUACUCCCCUGUAUCAACCGGAACCAAAUUUGGACCGAGCGGCACGAUGAGGAGGAUCAGCAAGUGGUCCACUGGGACCGGCAGCCACCGGGUGUGCCUCACGACAGGGCUGAUCGCCUCAUUGACCUGUAUGCUUCCGGAGAAGGGCGUUCGUACGGGCCCUUGUUUAUCCAGCAAAGGAUGAAUAUCACCGACAAGGCUUUUGCCCUGGGCGACUUCUCCCUGAGGAUAUCUGCUCUGGAAGUGGCUGAUGAAGGCAUCUAUUCCUGCCAUCUCCACCAUCACUACUGCGGCCUUCACGAACGCAGGAUCUUCCAGGUCUCUGUUGUGGAGCCGGAACCGGAGAAGAAGGUGUUGGUGAAUGUCACUCGUCACAAUGCGCCAGCUUUAGAUCCAAAUGCAGGCCAUGGCCACAACGUGAUCAAUGUCAUCAUUCCUGAGAGCCGUGCUCAUUUCUUCCACCAGCUGGGCUACAUCCUGGCAACACUCCUGCUCUUCAUUCUACUCCUGAUCCUCGUGGUCCUUGUUACCCGCAAACGCCGGAGGAGAGGCUUUGAGUGCAACGUGAAGAAAUUUGACGAGAAAGAGAUGAGUCUCAGGGAAUUCCCAGCCAACACACCAGAUUUAUCCAACUGCAAAAGUGAAGACAUCCGGCUGGAUUACAAGAACAAUAUCGUGAAGGAGAAGGCCGAACAAACCAGGGUCCUCCCUGCUAAGAACAUUGACUUAGAUAAAGAUUUCAGGAAAGAAUACUGUAAAUGAAAGGAAUGAAGCAAAGCUGCUGGCUGGACCAGAAGCACCAAUCAGGAAUGAAAUGAACAAGAGAAGUGCUGUUUUUGCCUUAUUACAACAUCCUUCCAGUAACCAAAGAGCUCUCUGUAGUCUUGGUGGCAACAAACAGAUAGAUGAUAACUUACAGUGCAAUUCUAUACAUAUUUACUUGGAAGUAAAUCUGAUUGAGUUGUAUUCAACUUUAGUCACGCCCAGGGUAGACACAUUUAAAUUAACUGAUUGUAAGUUUCUGGCCAUGCUUCGAAGCCACUCUGCCCUCGGCUGGACACAUCUCCCUUCCCACUGCUGACUUCAGACCUUUCAGGACUGCCCACAGCCAAGCAUCAGGCCAGUCACUGUCUCUGCCUGAGUCAGACAGUAACCUGGAGUGGUGGCAAUGGGUUGAUCUACCAUUCAGUUGCGAAAACUGUCUGAAGCAGAAUUGUUUUAAAAAAAACAACGCACUCGAGUUGACCCAACCACGUUUUAGAGUGAAAAGGGGCAACGUUUGACUAGCAUUGUGUGCUCCUGUCUUCAGAAAACAGAGGUGGAGGCACACUGGAACUGGCACAAGAGUAAAUGUGUCUCUACCCUUAGUCUUGGCCAUUGAUUUCAGUGGGUCUACGCUGAGUAUGACUAACAUUGGAAAGAGCCCACUGUAUCCAAUGGAAUCUAUUCCUUAGGUCGCAGUCCUAUACACGCUUACCUGGCUAGGAGUAAAUCCAAUUGAACUCAAUAGGGCUUGGUAUAGGAUUGCACUGUUAAAACUUCCUCUUUCUUAUACUAUACAGUGAUUAUUUAGGGAGGGCAGGGUGCGUUUUUGUUUUUAUUUUGGGCAUGAUUGCUAACUUUCCCUCCUUUCUGACCCCCUUUCUUUUUCUGUUCGUAAUUAUUUUGUUUAAUUUGUAUCAAUCUUCUUAGUUUUCCCCCUCAAACUGUCUUUUUUCAACUAGCUGGAAAAAAAUAGGAAUGUGGAUUACUGUUAAACACAGAA
Molecule: messenger RNA, 2845 nt
Organism: Rhineura floridana
Lineage: Eukaryota; Metazoa; Chordata; Lepidosauria; Squamata; Rhineuridae
Gene: MXRA8
Product: matrix remodeling associated 8
Exons: 10
Coding region: 529-1842 (437 amino acids)
Biological process (GO): cell adhesion; establishment of glial blood-brain barrier
Cellular component (GO): cell surface; membrane
Source: RefSeq, a predicted model, not a curated record